AAUCUUUGAAGUUCAAAGCCGGUUAGACUUGUUCUAAAAACAUCUCAAAUCUGAAAACUGCACAUUACUUAAGCAAUCUGCAUUAUAACACUCAAUUUGGAUCGACAAUUUGCGAAACAAAUUUCCUGUACUUUUUCAGUUAUCAUUUGACCUCGAACCGAGAAGAGAGAUAUUCUUAUCACCAUGUAUAAUCCCAAAAGCACUGACCUGGAACGCGAUUACUUUCCCAGUUAUCACACCAUACGGUUCCAGGACCAGCCCGCACCUAAUUUGGCCGUGCAAGACCAUUUCUUACAGCUAACAGAGCAACAGGGUAAAGAUCUGACUACCAAGCAGGGAAUUAAAGUGGACCAUUUACGAUAUGGCGGCCAAGACGAUCGUCAAAUCGUGGACGUCUUCUACAACGAUUCCACCACUGAUUCCUCUCCCCUCUUUGUGUAUGUUCACGGGGGCUACUGGCAAAUGCUGAACAUAACCCAGUCGUGCUCCAUUGUCGGUCCGUUGGUGCGUCGUGGCUACCGCGUGGCUGUCAUGGACUACAAUCUGUGCCCACAGGUGACCCUGGAACAGCUGAUGCUGGAGUUUACCAAUUUCCUUAACUGGAUUUUCGCAUAUGCCGAGACUAUAAAGACCACAGAGAUACAUUUUGCUGGGCAUUCGGCGGGCGGACAUAUGCUGGCACAGAUUCUAAACGCACCCAAAGUGGUAACCCCCGAGAGGCGAAGGAAUAUCCGCUCGUUGAUCUUCAUGUGUGGUGUCUAUGAUCUACGCGAGCUGUGGUCCUUGGAAAAUGUGAAUCCCAAUAAUAUUCUCGGCCUUAACGCGGAAAAGGCCGCGGCCCUGUCGCCCAUUUUGUGGAAAUAUCCGGAUGCCAAGUCUUGGAGUUCCAUUAAAUUCCAUGUGAUGGCCGCAGAGCACGAAAGCUUGACAUUCAUUGAACAAAGUCGCGUCUUUGAGCAGGUUUUGGAGAAGGCUGGCUUUCCCACAAGUUUCAAGGUGAUGCAGGGAUACGAUCACUUUGAUAUUAUCGAGGAAACGGCCAUCGAUGACUCGAUUAUAGCCAAGAAUCUGCAGGAGAUCCUUAAACUUUGAACAGAUAGGUCGACUCCUAAGUGAAUUAUUCUCAAUUAUUGUUUCUUAGUGUUUUUAUAAAACAAUCUUAACUUAAUA
This is a messenger RNA of Drosophila miranda, 1170 nucleotides long. Its product is annotated as kynurenine formamidase. The record is from RefSeq and is a predicted model, not a curated record. The coding region runs from base 184 to 1092 and encodes 302 amino acids. The transcript is spliced from 2 exons. NCBI's taxonomy places the organism in Eukaryota, Metazoa, Arthropoda, Insecta, Diptera, Drosophilidae. Gene Ontology annotation, molecular function: arylformamidase activity.